Hibiscus syriacus is the source of this 718-nucleotide messenger RNA. RefSeq lists its product as uncharacterized. The transcript has 3 exons. Bases 61 to 621 code for a protein of 186 amino acids. NCBI's taxonomy places the organism in Eukaryota, Viridiplantae, Streptophyta, Magnoliopsida, Malvales, Malvaceae. The record is from RefSeq and is a predicted model, not a curated record.
ACAUAGAGCCGAGUCACAGGCUCACAGCGAAUACGAUACCGAUCUGACGCGAACGAGUCAAUGGAAGGAGUGGGGGCUCGAUUCGGGCGGUCCUCCACCCGGUACGGACCAGCCACGGUGCUCACUGGGCCGGUCAGGAAAUGGAAGAAGAAAUGGGUCCACGUUUUCCCAUCUAACACUGGCAGCAGCAACAACAAUAAUCCCUCUCAAAAUAACAAUAAUAAUCACCACAGCACCAACGGUAUUUCUAACGGUAAUAACGGCUCUCAUCUCGUGCUUUUUAUAUGGACCCCUUUAUCACAAAGCCAAAACAACAACAGUAGCCCCAACGAUUCUUCCAAGGACGAUGACGUGGCGUCUCCCGAGGAGCCUCCGAGGCGGAAAUUUAAAGACAUCCUUAUUGCUGUGCUAGAGGAACAGAACAUGGAAGCUGCUGAAAACGUUGAUGAUGAAGCUAAACCGAGUGAGGAUGACGCUAGUGCUGCAGAGCCAACUUCCAGGAAUGAUGGUUUUGACGAAAAACCGGACAUUAACUACACACCGAUGGAUGAAAGUCAGGAGGAAAAUAAAAUAGUGCGGCAAGAUCUGAAUGAAAGCAAGUUGGAUUUGAGUUUGGGUUGAACGGCAAACGAUGGCAAGUCUGAUUCGGAAACAAAUCGCAAUGCAGAAUUGGAAAGAGCGAAAUCGGGUAGCAGUUUGGACAUGAUUGAGUAUAGCC